Molecule: messenger RNA, 1011 nt
Organism: Gastrolobium bilobum
Lineage: Eukaryota; Viridiplantae; Streptophyta; Magnoliopsida; Fabales; Fabaceae
Product: ycf20-like protein
Exons: 3
Coding region: 184-810 (208 amino acids)
Source: RefSeq, a predicted model, not a curated record
GUGAAAAGUGAUAUUAAAUAAAAGGUUUUACAUUUUCAGCAGGCGAUGCUCCUCCUCCCCUCCUCCUCCUCACUCUAUGCUUCCGGUCACCGGUCACACGUGACACGACAGUGUCAUCAUCCUCUCUAGAAGAAGAUUGGUAGCCUGAGAACUAGUUUACACAAAUUUCUGCUUAUAUAGUACAUGGCUUGUCAAAUGGGAUCUAUGAAUCUGCAGUGGAGAUUAUCAAUUACUGAGAAUGAAAGCUCUGAACAAUCAUGUAUAGCCCUUGCAACUUCUAGAAUCCAUAGAUGUUGCUGUGAGCCAAGUUUUGGUGGGCUAACUCUAAAAGUUAGCUUUAACUCAUCACCUUUUGCCCAUAGCAGUUUACUGGGAAGAAGAGCUGGUUGGAAAAUAGCUUUUGCCUUGAACACAGGUGGAGUGUCUGAUAAUGGGGAGCAACAAAGCCUCAAUGACGCUGGUUCCAGUUUUGGUGGUACUCGAUUGGGUAGGAUACUGACUGCAGGUGGCAGACAACUCCUAGAAAAGCUGAACUCAGCUAGAAAGAACUUCCCUAUGAAAAUAUUCCUACUACUUUUGGGUUUCUACACAGCAAAUGCACUAGCUACAAUCCUUGGGCAAACCGGUGAUUGGGAUGUUCUGGUUGCUGGUGUUGUGGUGGCUGCAAUUGAGGGGAUUGGUAUGCUAAUAUAUAAAAAGCCACCUACUGUGAGGACUGGGAGAUUACAGUCUUUUCUAACUAUGAUGAACUACUGGAAAGCCGGCAUAUGUUUGGGCCUCUUUGUGGAUGCUUUUAAGUUAGGCAGCUAAGGACUUACAAAACCUGUUCAUCUUGCUCUCUCUUUUCAAUUUAUUGUUGUAUUUCAUUAAACUCUGGUAAGCCAUAAUUUUGAUGUUACUUCUCUUCUGUUGCUACCUUAGUUCUGUAGUAAUUGUGUAAAUGUAAUUGUAAUAUAUGAACAAGAUAUAUGAAUAAUUAAUGGCUCUGCACAAUGCAACGUUGCAUGUGAU